This is a messenger RNA of Purpureocillium lilacinum, 1809 nucleotides long. Lineage: Eukaryota; Fungi; Ascomycota; Sordariomycetes; Hypocreales; Ophiocordycipitaceae. The record is from RefSeq and is a predicted model, not a curated record.
AUGGCCUCGAUCGCCGCGUCGCUGCAGGCGUCGCUGCCGAAGCCGAAAUACACCGGCGAGGACGAGGAAGAUGCGUCACGAUCGCAGCAGCGCGGUCCUCGCAUCGUCGGAGCCGGCCAGCUGGACGAAACACAGGUCGUGCUGAAACGAGCAGGCCCUCCGCCGUACGGCCAGCGUGCAGGAUGGCGGCCGCGCUCGCAGGAGGACUUUGGCGAUGGAGGCGCGUUCCCCGAGAUUCCAGUCGCCCAAUACCCGCUCGACAUGGGCAAGAAGGGUUCGUCAACGAGCAACGCGCUGGCGAUUCAGGUCGAUGCAGAGGGCAAAGUCAAGUACGAUGCGAUCGCGCGACGCGGACACGGCGACGGCCGGAUCGUGCACACAUCAUUCAAGGACCUCAUCCCGCUGCGACAACGCGCUGAUGCCGGAGAGGUCGACCUGUCGCGCCCGACCAAGGAAUCGGUGGCCGAGACGACGGAGAAGACCAAAAACGCGCUCGCAGCGCUGGUCAGCGGAGCCGUGGCGGCACAAAAGCCCAAGAACGUCAACGUCGGAAACCGAAAAGAAGCUACGUUUGUACGGUACACUCCGGCGAACCAGAUGGGCGACAACUCGAAGAAGCAAGACCGGAUCAUGAAGAUUGUCGAGCGCCAACGAGACCCGAUGGAGCCGCCCAAGUUCAAGCACAAGAAGAUUCCUCGAGGACCCCCCUCGCCGCCGCCACCCGUCAUGCACUCGCCGCCGCGGAAGCUCACGGCCGAAGACCAGGAGAUGUGGAAGAUCCCGCCGCCAGUGUCAAACUGGAAGAACCCGAAGGGCUACACGGUGCCGCUGGACAAGAGAUUGGCUGCCGACGGGCGGGGGCUGCAGGAUAUUGCCAUCAACGACAAGCAUGCCCAGUUCGCUGAGGCGGUCAAGAUGGCCGAGAGGCACGCCCGCGAGGAGGUGCAGCAGCGAGCGAUGAUGCAGCAGAGGCUGGCGGAGAAGGAAAAGGCACAGAAGGAAGACAACCUCCGAGCGCUGGCGCAAAAGGCAAGAGAGGAGCGUGCUGCGGCGGGCCGCGGUCGGAGGGACUCGAGGACCUCACGAGACUCGCGAGACUCGCGCGACUCGCGAUCCCGAUCAAGAAGCUACAGCAGCGACUCCGAGUCGGGUUCCGACAGUGAGGAUGCCGAGGUGCGCGAGCGAGAAAAGGCCAGACGCGAGAAGCGGCGGGACGAGGAGCGGAAGCUCCGGCAAACGCGCAUGGGUGCCGAGCGGCGAGUGCAGGUCAUGGCCCGGGAGCAGAACCGCGACAUCUCCGAGAAGGUGGCUCUCGGACUGGCAAAGCCGACGCAGUCCAAGGAGACCAUGUACGACUCGCGACUGUUUAACCAGUCGAGCGGCUUUGACAGCGGCUUCAACGAGGACAACCACUACGACAAGCCGUUGUUUGCGGCCCAGGACGCCAUCAGCAGCAUCUACCGGCCGCGGGCAAAUAUGGAGGAGGACGACCCGGAGGCUGGCGACAAGGAGAUGGCCAAGAUUCAGAAGACGAGCCGGUUCGGCGAGGCACUGGGCAAGGGCACGUUCAAGGGCGCGAGCGAGGUCGAGGUGAGCAACGAGAAACCGUCAUGGACAAGAUCACUGCUAACGAUUGAAAUCAAGGCUCGCGAGGGACCUGUACAGUUUGAAAAGGACAAGACGGACCCGUUCAACGUGGACAAGUUCCUUUCCGAGGUGGACCAGAGCUCGUCGUCAAAGCGCGGCUACGGCCUGCAAGACGAGGGAAGGCAGCCGAAGCGGCCUCGUGUGGAGGACGACGACGAGUAA